Benincasa hispida (wax gourd) is the source of this 594-nucleotide messenger RNA. Lineage: Eukaryota; Viridiplantae; Streptophyta; Magnoliopsida; Cucurbitales; Cucurbitaceae. The record is from RefSeq and is a predicted model, not a curated record.
AUGCCUAGCUAUGUGAAAUUCCUCAAGGACAUACUCACCAACAAGAGGAAGAUUGGGGAGAAUGAAACGGUCGCAUUAACAUAUGAAUGUAGUGCGCUUUUUCAGAACAACAUCCCCACUAAAAUGAAAGAUCCAGGGAGUUUCACAUUGCCAUGCUUAAUAGGGGGAAAAGAAGUCGGAAAUGCACUGUGUGACUUAGGGGCAAGUAUAAACUUAAUGCCCUUGUUAAUCUUCAAAAAGUUAAAUUUCGGCAACGCAAGACCUACCACAGUUACGUUGCAAUUGGCCGAUAGAUCAUUAAUGCAUCCCGAGGGCAAAAUAGAAGAUGUACUUGUGCAAGUGGAUAAGUUCAUCUUCCCUACUGACUUUAUCAUAUUGGAUUAUGAAGUUGAUAUUGAGGAGGAAGCACUUAUUCAGAUCCUUAAGAACAAUGCAAAAGCCUUGGGAUGGACCUUAGCGGACAUUCGAGGGAUCAGUCCUUCAUAUUGCAUGCAUAAGAUUCGACUUGAAGAAGGAAAAACAGGAUCUAUAGAGAGGCAACGCCGUUUGAACCCUGCCAUGAAGGAGGUUGUGAAGAAAGAGAUUGUGAAGUAG